UUGCCUGGUGGAAUGAAGAUCCACUGAUGAGCUGUCCUGGGUCAGUCUCUUCAGGGUGCCCUGGGGGGUUGGGGGCAGCCAGGCUCGGGGGCUCUGGAGGCAGGUUAGGCUGGGAGAUGGAAGCAGUGACAGGGACAGCUCUGAGGGCCUGGUGUGACACAGUGUACAUCUCCAUGAGCUUUUUUCAAGGGGGGAUGCCGCACCCCGGGAGAGAAGGAGUGAGCGCCCUGUCAUGGGGAGUAUGUGAGCAGGAGCCAGACAAGCCUGUCAGAGAGGCUUCAGGGAGCCUCCUUCCCUGAAGGGUUGGGGGAGCUCUGGGUCAGAUGCUCUUAAGGCCUCUCUGGGCAUGAGGGUCCAGGACUCAGAGCCUUGUCAUUGCCCCUGGGCUCCGGAGCCCAGUUGGGUCCCUUGUCUCUGCCAGGCUGGCUUAGGUGCUGGAGAAGGUCAGAGCAGGGCCAAGGCAGAGGGCUGCCUUUUGUGGGAGGUGAGGGGUCCUCUGAACUUUUCUGUGGACACAAACGUUGCCUGUGGAUGUAGUUGCCUACCUUGGGGGCCUCCGUGUCUGUCUGUGAAAUGGGUAGGACCAUAACUCAUGGUAAACACUCAGGUACUUGGUGGCCUGCCCUUCCUGAGGGUCUGGGGUUGGGGGAACGCAGGCAGACUCAGCGGUGCUACGCCUGCAGCCAUUACCUUCCUUCCCCUGAGACACGUCUUCUCUGUCAUCAGCCAAGCCAAAGAUUCGAUUCUAUUCUAUUCUAUUCUAUUUUAUGCUAUGCUAUGCUAUGCUAUGCCAUGCCAUGCCAUGCCAUGCCAUGCCAUGCCAUCCCAUCCCAUUCUAUUCUGUUCUGUUCUGUUCUUUUGCCGGCAGCACCAAGGACAGAGCCCUGGGGCUCAUCUUUAUCAACUGGGUCCCUUCAUUCAGCACUUCCCAGUGCCUCUUGGGAGCUGGAGCCUGUGCUGGCCUCUCAGGUCUCAAAGGGAAAGCAGACCUUGUCCCCAGCUCCUCCCACAGCUAGAGACAGGUGUCUGGCUGGCAGUGCCCCCUGAGCAGUUCUUUUCGGCCCUGACUCCCAGUCCCCAUUCCUUUGUCCUGUCUCAGGCUACUGUGGUCCUGAAAGGCAGGGUGUGAGUGGUGGAUUUACUGGCACUUUGGGGGAGGUCCUGAUUUCUCUGGCCUCGAUUCUCCCCCAGGGAACGGUUCUCUCUCUUCCUGAGUGUGGACUUUGUCAUUAUUCAGAUCUCUGUCCUAGUCCUGGCUCACUGCCGACUCACUGGGUCUCCUUGGGCAAGUCACUAGCUUUCUCUAAGCCUCCUUCCUUAUUAGUAAAAUGGGGGUAAACAGGCCGCCAUAUGGGGCUGCCGUAAGAGCAAAAGAGAUUCUGCCUCAAAAGCACGUAGCUCAGGGGUUAGCACCUGCUGAGUGACCGAGAAACUGCAGCAGUGACGAUGUUCGGGAAAGUGAGGCUUGGGGAGCUAAGGUCGCCUCCCCAGGACCACACCGCCAGUGGGUGAUGCAUCUAGGACUAGAGCCUGGAUUUGAGAUUUCUAGUUUCCUUCUCAGGAGCUACUGAGAUGGCGCAGCGAUUACUGUGGAAGCUGAUGGAAGAGGAGCUUUCUUCAUGGAAAAUGAAUGGAGGGGGGGCUCCUCCUGUUGCCCCCACGAAGGCCAGGCUUGACCUGACAGUCCCUCCAUCCUGCCUGCCCCUCUGCUGGUGGCCUCCAUGUACAUAGCCAGUUCUAGCUUCCUCCGCAGGUAUAUGAGGGGUAUCAGGCCAAAGGUGGUCACGAAGGCUGUUGAAAGAGGAGAGGGAGGCACGGGUGUGCAGGACUAUAGACAGGACUUCUGAUUUUAAGUGGCAGUUCUAGGUCAAAGAGACUGAGGCCAAAAGGGAAUUUAUCAGCUCGUGCCUUCAAAAAAUCCAGUGAAAAGUAAAGCUUCAGGUAUAGCUGGAUCCAGGCUCUCAAGGGUGUUCUCAGGGACUUACAUGUUCCCGCCUCUCAACUCUGCCAUCCUUUGGCUUUAUUUGGACACUCUCCUCCCUGGUGGUAGUGUCUUUAGCCAUAGGACAGUGCCUGGCACGUAUUCCCCUGCCUCCAGCAGCUCCAGGCUCAACGUUCCAGCAAAAGCUCCAGAAUCUGAGACACCCAGUGACGGUCACCCACCCGAUCCCAAGCUGGUUCAGGGCCUGAGGCGCCCAUUCUUGUCUCAUCGGCAGGCCUGGGUCACAGGCCCACCACUCCUGGAUCCUCAAGACUCCAGGAGAGGAAGGAGGGGAGGCCGUCAUUAUGAGAAGGAUCCGGGAAUUGGGUGGGAGAAAGUACAGAGGAACAGAACAAUGAUGGCCUGUGAGACAGGCCAGUGGCUGGACCGGGGCCAUCUCUUCCCCCGUGGACGGGAGCCUGGUUAUCUGGGAGGAGGGGCGGGUCUUGAAGGCCCCAGGGGAGGCCGUCAGCCAGCUGCACUCCUUGCAGCUAAGCAGCGGGUUCUUUCUGGAAAGGGACUCCAAGUGGCAUGUCUCCAUAGGGACAGCCUGGGGGUCCAGGCCAGGAGCAGAGACCCCCUCAUACCAGCUCCAGGGACAGGGGUUUAUUGGAAGGUCUGGGAUCUCCCAGGGCCCUGGGCAGGAGGUGCUACAGCCCCAGGGCCUUGGACUUGGGAAGCCGGCCGCUGUGAACUGUCCCUCUGCUGGCAGGGCUGCCUGUGGCCGCUGCUCUCUGGGCCCCUGUGCUCAGGCCACACUUCCUCACCCUGAGGCUGCCCUGUGACUUCUCAGCCCUCUGCCCACCAGGUCGCCCUGAUCUGAGACCUCGUCGUACGUGUGCCCAAGAGAGACCCUCUUGCUUGCUUUGCCAGGCCUCAGCUUCCGCACCUACAAGGUGGGGCGGUCGCUGUGAAGAGUGAAUGAGAGGCAGCCUGGGAAGCAUUUUGGCACGUUGACAACAUCUGCCCCGACUGGGGUGGGAGAACACGAACUCCCUGAUGGGCAGCUGGGGCCUGGGGCAGAGCAGAGCCGCAGGAGAUGCAGGUGUCUGCUGCGCCCAACCUCUAGAGGCCAGAGAAAAACUGAGGGGAGCAGCCUCAACCCCCACAUUCCCUGAAGCUGCAGCUUCCCCUUCCUUGCGCUCAAAAUGGAUUGUUUCAGUUCCAGCUUUAAUUCCCAUCGAGCAGGAGGUGAGAAGGGGAAGUGGAAAAAGAGAAGAGAAAUCAGAUUCCCUCCCUCCCUGUGCCCUCCUCUGCCAAGUUUGUCUGCUUGUGUGGCCAGCCGGAUACCACAGGUGAAACCAAAACUCCUCCAGGAGGGGGUGGCUCUGCCCUCGGCCCUCAGUUUUCUGGGUGCCAGGCAGGCCCUGGCCUCGGGCAUCAAGCCAUUUUUCAGGUGGAGAUUCAGGCUCAGAGAGGGUAGGUGGCUCACCCUGGGUCACACAGCAAGUUGGUGAUGAAUCGUAGGCUGUCUGACUCCUCAGGGGAAGGAAGCCAGGUCUCGAUCUCUGUCAUCCUGUGCCCUUGGUACUAAGCUCGGAGGCCAGGGGCCGACAGGGGGGUUUCCAGGCCGUGUUUCCCAGAAGGCAGGCAGGCCAAGGUUAGGAGGCCUUUUCCCACGUCCAGCCUGGUCUGAACUGGUUCCUGGCUGGCUGGCAGACGGUGACUCAGGCUUCCAGCUCCUACCUCUGGCUGUCAGGCCUCCUCAUCCCUUCCAGAUACGAGGGCCGUGGGGACGGGUUCGGGAUGGGAAGAGGCUGCAGAGUCAUGGGUAUCCUGAGACCAUAGGAUCCGAGCAGCCCACGGAGCUUCGGCCCCGGUCAGCUCUUCCUUCCAUCUAAACGGAAUCGCUUCUGCUGCAGGCGCAAACCAACCCCGUGCCUUGUUGCCUGAAUUGAAACCUGAAUUGAAAGCGGAACCAGCAGAGGUUGACCCCUUGCGGGGUGAGGGGCGUCAGUGUUCCUCCCGAUGGUGCACCUGGAGUGGAGAUAAGAAGACUGCUCCCAAAAGAAGGACCAUGGCUUUGGAAGGCGGAGUCCAGGCUGAAGAGCCCCUCUGGAUGUAGGAGGCCCGGCGGAACAGCCAUGGCCAUGGCGUGGGACAACGGCACAGGCCGGGCCCUGAGCUUCCCGCCCACCACUUGCGUCUACCAGGAGAACUUCAAGCGGCUGCUCUUGCCACCUGUGUACUCGGUGGUGCUGGCGGCUGGGCUGCCCCUGAACGCCUGCGUCAUCGCCCAGAUAUGCACGUCCCGCCGGGCCCUGACCCGCACGGCUGUGUACACCCUGAACUUGGCCCUGGCUGACCUGCUGUAUACCUGCUCCCUGCCCCUGCUCAUCUACAACUAUGCCCGGGGUGACUAUUGGCCCUUCGGAGACCUCGCCUGCCGCCUGGUCCGCUUCCUGUUCUACGCCAACCUGCACGGAAGCAUCCUUUUUCUUACCUGCAUCAGCUUCCAGCGCUACCUGGGCAUCUGCCACCCGCUGGCCCCGUGGCACAAGCGCGGGGGCCGCCGGGCCGCCUGGCUAGUGUGCGGGGCCGUGUGGCUAGCCGUGACAACCCAGUGCCUGCCCACAGCCCACUUUGCCGCCACAGGCAUCCAGCGAAACCGCACCGUCUGCUACGACCUGAGCCCGCCCAGCCUUGCCACCCACUACAUGCCCUAUGGCAUGGCCCUCACGGUCAUCGGCUUCCUGCUGCCCUUUGGCGCCCUGCUGGCCUGCUACUGCCGCCUGGCCCGCCGUCUGUGCCGCCGGGAUGGCCCAGCGGGGCCUGUGGCCCAGGAGCGGCGUGACAAAGCGGCCCGCAUGGCUGUGGUGGUGGCAGCGGCCUUCGCCAUCAGCUUCCUGCCUUUCCACAUCACCAAGACAGCCUACCUGGCGGUGCGCUCCACGCCCGGCGUCCCCUGCCCGGUGCUGGAGGCCUUCGCGGCCGCCUACAAGGGCACUCGGCCCUUCGCCAGUGCCAACAGCGUCUUGGACCCCAUCCUCUUCUACUUCACCCAGAAGAAGUUCCGCCGGCGGCCGCAAGAGCUGCUCCAGAAACUCACAGCCAAGUGGCAGCGACAGGGUCGCUGAGUCCUCUGGUGCAGGACACCUGAGGCUGGAGCAGCCACUGUGGUUGCCCCUGUGGCCUGGGCACCGGAAGCCCCGCCGACCCUCAGCUGGGCAGGGAGUGAGGUCCCCACGGCCCCCCAUAUUUCAGCUAUUUAUUAAGCCUUUUCUCUGGAGCAGGCCCUGUGGGUACAGAGAAAGUCAGGCCUGGGCCUAGCUCUCCAGAAGGUCCCAGGAAGCCAUGGAGAGUCGGAGCAAAGCUGCUCACACAAAUAUAGUGCGACAAACACCGUAA
Molecule: messenger RNA, 5329 nt
Organism: Sus scrofa (pig)
Lineage: Eukaryota; Metazoa; Chordata; Mammalia; Artiodactyla; Suidae
Source: RefSeq, a predicted model, not a curated record